AUGGCGAAGGCCAAAGGCAAAGCCACGGCUGCCAUCGCCAAGCAGCAGGAGCAGGAGUCUCUGAAGAAGAAGAAGGCGGCCCAGAAGAAGCAGGUGUCCGAGUCGGAGGAGAGCAGCAGCUCCGAGGAGGAGAGCAGCGACGAGGAGAGCGAGGAGCCUGCAAAGCCUGCCAAGCCGGCUGCCAAGGUCAAGGCCGCCCCUGCCAAGAAGGCCGAGAGCAGCAGCGAAGAGGAGAGCAGCGACGAGGACAGCGACGAGGAGGAGCCCGCCAAGCCCGCUACCGUCAACGGCAAGGCCAAGGCUGCAUCUAGCUCUGAGGAGGAGUCCUCUGAGGAGGAGGAGGAGGAGGCCAGCAGCAGCGAGGAGGAGAGUUCGUCGGACGACGAGGAGGCAGCGCCCGCAAAGCCUGCUGCCGAGGCAGCCAAGCCCGCCGCGAAGGAGUCUUCCGAGGAGGAGUCAUCUGAGGAGGAGGAGAGCUCGGAUGAGGAGGAGGCCAAGCCCGCCGCCACGAAGGCCGCCAGCAGCAAGGAGGAGUCUUCUGAGGAGGAGAGCUCCGACGAUGAGGAGAUGAAGGAGGCGGAGAAGCCCAAGCAGGGCGUGAAGCGCGCCGCCGACGGCAAGGCCAAGGAGGAGUCCUCUGAGGAGGAGGAGGAGUCUGGGGAGGAGGAGAGCUCGGACGAGGAGGAGGAGGGUAAGGAGGAGGCGAAGCCGGCGGCCAAGAAGAAAAAGGCGGCCGACGGCAGCGCGGUGGAUGUGUCUGCCGCCAACGGCAGCCGCACCAUCUUCAUGAAGAACCUGCCCUGGGCCGCCGAGGAGGACACCAUCCGCGAGUUCUUUGCCGAGUGCGGCCCCAUCGCCGAGGUGCGCAUCGCGUACGACCGCGACACGGGGCGCGCCAAGGGCUUUGCCCACGUCCAGUUUGAGGAGCUGGAGGGCGCGGCCAAGGCGACGGCGCUGAGCGGGGAGAGCCUGAUGGACCGGGAGCUGUACAUCGAGUCCACCACCGAGCGCCAGCAGCGGACACCAGGCGAGAACCGCUUUGCGACCUCUGACGGCACCACCAUCUUUGUCAAGGGCUACGACUCGUCCCUGGGCGAGGACGAGGUGCGCCGGCAGCUGACCGAGGCGUUUGGGGAGGUGGGCGCCGUGGUGAGCGUGCGGCUGCCUACUGACCGCGACACGGGCGAGCUCAAGGGCAUCGGCUUCAUCGAGUUUGAGUCCACUGACGCCAAGCACAAGGCGGUUGAGCUGGACGGCAGCGAGGUGGCAGGCGGCUGGAUCAAGGUUGACCCCAACCCCAGCAGCGGCGGCGGCCGUGGCGGCGGCCGCGGCGGUGGCCGCGGCGGCCGUGGCGACUUUGGCGGCCGGGGCCGCGGGCGCGGCGACUUUGGCGGCCGGGGGCGUGGCCGCGGCCGCAGCGAUUUUGGCGGCCGCGGGCGCGGGCGCGGCGACUUUGGCGGUCGCGGUCGCGGCGGCCGUGACGGCGGCAGGGGCGGGCGCGGGCGCGGCCCCCGCAUCUCAAUUGACGCAGGCGGCAGCGGCAAGAAGACCACCUUUGAGGACUAA
Chlorella variabilis is the source of this 1566-nucleotide messenger RNA. RefSeq lists its product as hypothetical. Gene Ontology annotation, molecular function: RNA binding. The record is from RefSeq and is a predicted model, not a curated record. Lineage: Eukaryota; Viridiplantae; Chlorophyta; Trebouxiophyceae; Chlorellales; Chlorellaceae. Bases 1 to 1566 code for a protein of 521 amino acids. The transcript is spliced from 12 exons.